AUGGCUGCUGAUCUUUCAUCGUCACAAUUUCCAAUUCUUACAAACAAGAAUUGGAAUCGAUGGAGCACCCAGAUGCGGGUGGUGUUCCGUGUGCAAGGUGUCAGUGGCGUUAUCGAGAAGGCGGAGGCAGACGUUACUGGCAAAGAAGGACAAGAAAAAGAAUUCAAGCAGAAAGAUGAUAAAGCGCUGAUGCUUAUUCAUCAAUGUGUGGAUGAUGCACACUUCGAAAAGAUUCAGGAAUGCUACCACCGCCAAGGAAGCAUGAAGUAUUUUGGUAUGAUGCUAUUCAGCAACAUUAUAACGAUCGCGAAUCAAAUGAGAGCAUGUGGUGAAGAGGUUACGAAUACUAUGAUCAACGAAAAGAUCAUGAGAUCGCUACUAGAGAUGUUUGAUCAUAUCGUUGUUGCUAUUGAGGAAUCAAGAGAUGUUAGCAAGCUCAAGAUAGAGGAGCUUCAAAGUUCUUUAGAGGCUUACGAAAUGAGGAAGCAUGAAAGAAAGUCUAAACGUGAUGAUCAAGCUUUGAAAGUUAAGCAUGUGAAAGAAGAAGAGAAGAAGAAGUUCAAGAAAUGGGAAGGAAAACCAAGAAAAGGGAAGUGGAAGAAAGAAGGACACAAUGUAGAUAAUGAAAAACUGGACAAAAAGUCUGAUAUGAGCACAUCUGAUUCCAAGGAUAAGAAACAUUACAAGAAAGGUUUGAAAAAGAAGAAAGAUAAAAGGAAUAUAGAAUGUUUCAAUUGUCAUAAAUAUGGCCAUUUUGCGUUUGAAUGUUUUCCAGAAAAAUCAAAAGAAAAGAAAAGCAAGGAGAAGGAAGCACAUGUUGCUGAAGAAGACUCAAACACAGAAACAACGUUAACUCUGAUGGUGAUGACUGCUACAGAAUGUGCGAAACCAUUAAACACAAAUUGGUAUCUUGAUUCAGGGUGUUCAAAUCACAUGACAUGCAACAAGGAAUGGCUUGUCAAUUUCAAUCAGACAAAGAAGAGUAAAGAGAAAUUCGCUAAUGAUAGUACAUUAAAGGUUGAGGGCACAUGA
Molecule: messenger RNA, 1032 nt
Organism: Vigna radiata var. radiata (mung bean)
Lineage: Eukaryota; Viridiplantae; Streptophyta; Magnoliopsida; Fabales; Fabaceae
Exons: 2
Coding region: 1-1032 (343 amino acids)
Molecular function (GO): zinc ion binding; nucleic acid binding
Source: RefSeq, a predicted model, not a curated record